This is a messenger RNA of Photinus pyralis (common eastern firefly), 1705 nucleotides long. Its product is annotated as retinal homeobox protein Rx-A. The coding region runs from base 240 to 1382 and encodes 380 amino acids. Gene Ontology annotation, biological process: regulation of transcription by RNA polymerase II. Gene Ontology annotation, molecular function: DNA-binding transcription factor activity, RNA polymerase II-specific; RNA polymerase II transcription regulatory region sequence-specific DNA binding. NCBI's taxonomy places the organism in Eukaryota, Metazoa, Arthropoda, Insecta, Coleoptera, Lampyridae. The transcript is spliced from 2 exons. The record is from RefSeq and is a predicted model, not a curated record.
GUCUGCGUAACAACAGUCUGCGUAUAAAUUGUCUACAAUUCACUUUAUUAAACGAAUUCUGGCUUCGUUAAGCUCGAUUACCAAUCAAAUAAAUUGAGAAGAUUAAAUAAAUUGUUUUGAUUUCGCGUUAAUUGCAUUAAACAAUCCGCUUUAAUUAAUCCCUUUAUAAACCCUAAUCAAAUCAACGCACAUUUUUUUUAAUAUACCAAGUGCGCGCGUAAUUCGAAGACACCAUCAUCAUGGACGGCGCCCCCUUCGAGGAUCCCAACUUUCCCGAUUACGCGAACCAACCUCUGCCCUCGCUAAAUUCGACGCUCCUGCAAAACAAGAACAACCAGGACAACAUAAACGCCCACUCGAUACAGAUGAUGCUCGGCCUCCAGCAGCAGCAGGACGUCUUCUCGCAGCUCGACUACAAGAGCGGCGCGGGCGGCCAAAAAUUGGACAGCUCGGUGAUGCACCACGAUCUCGGCCCGCUGUUUCAGCAGAACGCGAUGGAGACGAUCAACAAUAACGGCGGCGUGAAGAGGAAGAACGACGACAUCGUCAUGCUGCAGUCGCAGAGCGAGAUACCGACGACGACCACUUCGGCGACGACGAAGAAGAACGACAAGAAGAAGACCGAUAAUAACGGCGUCAAAAAAAAGAAAACCAGAACAACUUUUACCGCUUUCCAAUUGGAAGAACUAGAAAGAGCCUUUGAACGAGCCCCGUACCCGGACGUUUUCGCCAGAGAAGAAUUGGCACUGAAACUGAACCUAAGCGAAUCCCGAGUGCAAGUCUGGUUCCAAAACCGUCGCGCCAAAUGGCGCAAACGAGAGCCGCCCCGCAAAACCGGCUACAUCAGCUCGAACUCCCCGACCUCCAACAUCAACAACUUCAACAACAUCCCCAGCCCCUUCACUCAGGCCAACACAAACAUCAACACCGCUCCGCCCGUCGACACCUGGAGCUACCAGUCCUCCUACGAUCUCGGCCCCCACAUCAACCUGCUCAACUCAUCAUCGACGCCUUACUCCGGUUUCGGCUCCCCCCAAAACGGCUACUCCUACAUGCUGAACUCGCACGACAACCAACUCUUCGGCGCGCCGAUGCGCUCGCACGACUACGGAGCGCCGCUCGCCAACCAGAGCCCGCCGAUGUCGCGCGAGUACUCAAUGCUGCAAACGCACUCGCCGACCGCCGACGAGAACUCGAUCGGCGUCAAAAUCGAGUACGUCAACCACAGCCUGAACGGCUCGCCCGAACGCUACACGAACAUGUCACCCAAGUACGACGCCGACCUGAUGCACGAGGUCAAGCAGAACGAGUUCAAGGACGCGAUCAAAAUGGAGCCCAACUCGAAUCAAAGUUACGUUACGCUACCCCCUUUUCUGAAUUAGUUAGAUUCGUUAAGAAACCCCACACUUAUUAAUUAAUUGUAUAUAGAGACAUGUGCCAUAUUAAUUACCUAGUUAUGCCAAAUUUAUUUUAAGACUUAAAUUAGGAGAGUAAGUAGAAAAUGUGAAUUUUAUGUGCCAUAUGUAAUACAAAUGUAGCAAUACUUAACGCGAGUGUUUUUAAUGCUUAACGCCUUUGUAACUGUAUAUCGGUGAACACCCGGUACAUAAUAGCUUAAUUGAAGAUAGUCUUCAAUAGAUGAAUCUAUUAUUUUUGUAUGUACCUACGUAACUUUGAAUAAAACUUGUUUGUCAAAUUUUUGUAU